CCUUUCCUACACACUUCAUCAUACCUUGCACCUUAACUCAUUCACUCACCCCAUCCCUACCAUAAUGCCAUACCUCUCCAGAUUCCCUAUGCAAAAUACACAAAGCUGAUUGCCCAGCACUUGCAAGCACAAAACUGAGAGAGAGUCAAAAAAGACAGCAGAUUACAGAAGAGAGAUAGAGAAAGGAGAGAAGAAUUUUGUUGUCUUCUCAACUUCCUUCCCUCACCCCAGUGUGUGUUCUGUGUGUGUUUGUGUGCAAGGCCCUUAAAAGGCUCAAACACACAAGAACAUACAAGAAGCAAAAAGGGUAAAAAAAAAACACACACACACACACAGUGGCACACACUGACAUAAUACUGCAUUUUCUUCUUUCUUAUCCAUCCAUCAAUCUAGAAAGAAAGUAUUAGUGUGGAGUCUUGGACUCCUCAGCCCCAGACUGACCAAUACUACUGCUACAACAAGUUGAGGAAAAAAAGAAAAUGAGCACUGAGAAAGAGAAGGAGAAAGAGAGGAAAAUGUUUGUUGGGGUGGUUUGGAAUUGUGCUGCUGAGCUCAAAUAUCUCCUCACUGCUCUUCUCUUCCUUUGCUCUUUGGUCACCAUUCUUCAGUUCCUUCCUACUCGUUUCUCCCUCUCGGCUUCAGAUCUCCGACCUUGUCUCUCCUCUCCCACCGCUCCCACCAUCGUCACAGCCACCGCCACCGCCACCACCGCUACUGUUUCUUUAUCAGAAGACAGGAAUAAUACUACCAACGCCACGACCACCGCUACUGCCCCUGCUGCGGCAGAUGCGCCCACAGAUGUCAUACUACUCCGGCAACCAGCACCUCCAGCGAUGGAGAAAGACCAAGUUCUUGAAAAUGGGAUUAUCAAGAGAGCUUUUAACCCGUUCGGCUCUGCUGCAUACAACUUCAUUCUCAUGUCGGCGUACAGAGGCGGCCCCAACACUUUUGCCGUCAUGGGUUUGGCGUCGAAGCCUCUCCAUGUUUUCGGCAAGCCUUCAUAUCGAUGCCAGUGGGUUCCAUUUGGCGGCAGUGGAGCCGAGGAAAAUGUUGAGAAUCAAGAACCCAUUGUCACUGACGGCCAGAAAAUCCUUACUGAUUGGGGAUACGGCCGGGUUUACACGGUUGUCGUAGUGAAUUGCACCUUUUCAGCUCCGGUUAUUGGUGGUGGUAGCGGGGGUGGAAAGCUGCUCCUCCACGCAGCCACCAACGGCGGUGGGGAUACCAAUUUUAAUCUGACAGAUACUAUAGAGGCAUUAACUGAAUCAGGUGAAGAUUUGAAGAAUUUCAACCAAGUCUACAGUGCAAAGCCCAAGUAUGACUAUUUGUAUUGUGGGUCAUCUUUAUAUGGGAAUUUGAGUCCGCAGAGAGUGAGGGAGUGGUUAGCUUACCAUAUCAGGCUAUUUGGUGGGAAAUCCCAUUUUGUUAUGCAUGAUGCAGGGGGCGUUCAUCCAGGGGUGAUGGAAGUAUUGAGGCCUUGGAUGGAAAAGGGAUACGUGACUUUGCAUGAUAUCAGGGAACAAGAGAGAUUUGAUGGCUACUAUCAUAAUCAGUUUUUAGUUGUGAAUGAUUGCCUGCAUAGGCAUAGAUAUAUGGCUAAGUGGAUGUUUUUCUUUGAUGUGGAUGAGUUCCUUUUUGUUCCCAAGAAGAGUACUCUCAAAACUGUCAUGGAUUCGUUUUCGGAGUAUACUCAGUUCACCAUCGAGCAGAUGCCCAUGUCCAACAAGCUUUGUCUAGCUGAGGAUGCUGGUAAAUCAUACAGGAAAUGGGGAUUUGAGAAGUUGGUGUACAAGGACGUGAAAAGGGGAAUCAGGAGAGACCGCAAAUAUGUCGUGCAACCGCGUAAUGUGUUUGCGACAGGGGUUCACAUGUCGCAGAACACGGUGGGGAAGACAACCCACAAGACAGAAGGGCGGAUCAUGUAUUUCCAUUAUCACGGGACCAUCGCCGACCGCCGAGAACCAUGCCGGAGAUCGGUCAACACCACAGAUAUCACCAUUGACGGUAUUCCUUAUUCCUUGGAUACUUCCAUGAGGAUUGUUGCCGGUUUUGUGAAAAGAUUCGAGCUCAAGAUGAUUGGUUCUGUUUUACAAAGAACACGGCAAUGAUAUAUUAUAUAUAUGGGUCAAUAGAGGCAUUUUCCUUCCCACAUUGUAUGAUCUAUUUAUUUUUUUGGUCCCAUUUUAGUUGGAGUUCUUUUACUGUAUGAUAGUUUUCUUUUCUUUUUUUUUUUUUAAAAAAAAUAAACUAUAGAGCUGCAUAUAGAUUUAAGGAGGAGGAGGAGGCCUGUAUAUGUUUUGGUAUAGAAGAGGACUUGGUUAAAAGGGGUUUGUAUUCUUUUUGUCUUUAUUUAUUCAUCCCUCCUUGAUUAAUUUGCCUAA
This is a messenger RNA of Coffea arabica (coffee), 2381 nucleotides long. RefSeq names its product galactan beta-1,4-galactosyltransferase GALS3-like. Gene Ontology annotation, molecular function: glycosyltransferase activity. The record is from RefSeq and is a predicted model, not a curated record. Lineage: Eukaryota; Viridiplantae; Streptophyta; Magnoliopsida; Gentianales; Rubiaceae. Gene Ontology annotation, cellular component: cytoplasm.